UUUUGAUACAAAAAAUAAUUAUAACCAAAUCUGUAUUAACCAGUCAUUAUCAACCAAGAACAACAUAACCAUUCAAACGUAAUGCCAUCGGAGAUGGAAACUAAGAGGAGCUUGGUUGGGAAUUAUACUAUCCCAUUCUCAUUGGCGGAAGAUCUACGUCAUGAGCAUAAACAAGAUGAUUCUAUAACGUCUGAAGAGCUAAAGAAAGAUAUAACCAAGAACGAAUAUAAUCAGAAACGAUAUCAACGAGCAGAAGAAUUGGACUUUAAUAAGUCGUUGUCGUAUAAGCAGAAGAUGGAAAUGCGAGAACUUGAACGUGAAGAGAAGAGAGUUAAAGCUUUAAUUGAAGAGAAGCAAAAGGAAGUUCAGAAACAAUCUAUAGAGCAAGCACCAGAAGCAAAUACAAGAAGAAUAAGGAAAAGAAGAUGGGAUGUUACGCCAGAAGAAUAUGAAAGAGAAAAACGAAAGACAACAAAUGGUGAUUCAAGUAAAGUGCUAACGAAAUUAGAUACAAGUAAAAAAGUUGCAAUCAUCAAUGGUAUACCCUUAACAGAUGAGACCUUGGAUAAAAUACUCCCACAAGGAUACGUUAAAGUAACUCCACCAUUGGGAUCCAUACAUCAUGACGAAUCAAGUCCAGACUUUACAGAAGCACCUAUUGAUGUAUAUGUUCCACCUGCAGAGAAUUCAGAUCAUAAUACUGCAUUAGUGGCCGAAGAACAAAUACCCACAGAUAUACCAGGAGUGAAAGGAUUACAAUUCUUUAAAGCUCAUGAUAUGAAAUAUUUCGGAAAAUUAAUCCAUGUAACAGAUAUAAAAACAGAUGAAGAAAGGAAAGAAAUUAAUGUAAUGAAAUUAUUACUUAAAGUUAAAAAUGGAUCUCAAAUAGUAAGAAAAAGGUCUCUCAGACAACUCACUGAUAAUGCCAGGAAGUUCGGAGCUGAGGUAUUACUUGGUCAACUAUUGCCACUUUUAAUCGAACGAAGCUUAGAACCUCAAGAAAGACACGUGUUAGUUAAAUUGGUAGGAAGAGUGUUAUACAAUUUGGAUGAUCUUGUUAGACCAUACACGCAUAAGAUAUUGGUUGUUAUAUCUCCAUUAUUAAUAGAUGAAGAUUUCAAUUUACGAUUAGAAUCAAGAGAAAUAAUAUCAAAUUUAACUAAAGCUGCUGGGAUGGCUAAUAUGAUUUCCAAUUUAAGACCAGAUUUGGACAAUGCUGAUGAAUAUAUUAGGAAUAUAUCAUCUCGAGUUUGUGCUAUUGUGGCGAAUACAUUAGGUUUACAAUCAUUCUUACCAUUCUUAAAAGCGGUAAUCAAAUCAAAGAAAAAUUGGAUGGCUCGUCAUACUGGUAUUAAAAUUGUACAACAAUUGUGUAUCGUAUUAGGUGAAGGUAAUGGUAGUUCCAUAUUACCGUAUUUAUCUCAAUUAGUCGAAAUCUUGAAACCAACAUUGAUGGAUGAAGUUUUGCAGGUCAGAACAAUAACAGCAUUGACUUUUGCGCAAAUGGCUGAUAAUGUCAAGCCGUAUGGUAUUGAAUCUUUUGAACCAGUGUUAGAACCAGCUUGGAUUGGAUUGAAAAGACAUAGAGGUAAAGCUUUAGCUAGUUUUUUGAAAUGUCUUGGAGCUAUUAUUCCAUUAAUGCAACAUGAUACUAGUUAUGAAGAGUAUUCGAAUUAUUAUUCAAAGGAAAUUGUCACAAUUAUAGUUCGAGAAUUUAAUUCACCGGAUGAUGAUAUGAGGAAGACCAUUCUUAGGAUUCUUUCAAUAUUGCCAUUGACCAGAAAAUUAAUUCCAAAAUUCAAUGAUGAAAUUAUUGCUCCCUUUUUUAAAUCAUUCUGGAAUAGAAGAACAGCAUCAGACAGUCCUCAAAUAACUAAAUUGGUUGUUGAAGUCACUAAUGAAUUAGCUAAGAAAUUUGAUUUCUUAGAGGUUUUGGAGUAUAUCAUCAUAUUCUCAAAGGAUGGAAAUGAACAAUUAAGAAAAUUAGCCAUAUCAGCAAUAUAUAAAAUGGUCUCGUCCAACCCUGAUGAACUUCUUGCAUUAGAUUCAAGACUUGAAACCAAAUUGGUCGAUGGUGUCCUUUACGCAUUUCAAGAGCAAACAGAUCAUAAUAGAAUCUACUUACAAACAUUUGGAGCUGUUGCUAAAGCUCUUAAUGUGAGAUUGCAACCACAUAUGAAUUCAAUCAUCAGUACUAUUCUUUAUCGAUUAAAAAAUGAACUGGCAGAAAUCAGACAACAAGCAGCAGAUUUAAUAACAUUAAUUGCCCCCGUUAUUAAACAAUGUUCUCAAGAUGACGAUGAUAUUCUUCGUAAAUUAAUCUUGAUAUUAUAUGAAUCAUUAGGUGAAGUGUAUCCUGAAGUAUUAGGUUCAUUGAUUAACGCUCUUUUUGCAUGUAUUGACACCAUGGAUAAAUCAGCUUUAUAUGUCAUGCAAAAUCCAUCAGUUAAUCAAAUCCUUCCUACUUUGACUCCUAUUUUGAAAAAUAGACAAGAAAAAGUUCAGGAAGCUUCUAUUAAAUUAGUAGGAUUAAUCGCCACCAAAAAUCCAGAAACCAUUAAUGCCAAAGAAUGGAUGCGUAUUUGUUUUGAAUUAUUAGAAAUGUUAAAGUCAACUAAAAAGAGAAUUAGAGUGGCUGCUAAUGAUGCAUUUGGAUUCAUCGCUAAGACUAUUGGUCCACAAGAUGUAAUAGUUAUGUUAUUGAACAAUCUUCGAGUUCAAGAACGUCAAUUGAGAGUGUGUACAGCCGUUGCCAUGGGUAUCGUGGCGGAAACAUGUUCGCCAUUCACUGUUUUACCAGCUAUUAUGAAUGAAUAUAGAAUUCCGGAAAAGAAUGUUCAAAAUGGUGUUUUGAAAGCACUUACGUUUCUUUUUGAAUAUCUUGAAGGAUUUACAGCUAAAGAUUAUUUAUACGCCAUAACUCCAUUAUUAGAAGAUGCAUUGACUGAUAGAGAUUUAGUUCACAGACAAACAGCAGCAACAGUAAUAAAACACAUUGCAUUGAAUUGUGUGGGUUUAACAAAUGAUGAAGUUUUCAUUCAUUUUUUAAAUCUUGUGUUACCUAAUAUUUAUGAAACUUCACCUCACGUUAUUAUGAGGAUCCUUGAAAGUAUAGAAGCUCUUAGAAAUGCUAUUGGUAAUGGUAUUUUUACAAAUUAUAUAUGGACUGGGUUAUUCCACCCUGCAAGAAAGGUUAGAAGUCCUUAUUGGAAAAUUUACAACGCAGCUUAUGUUCAUAAUGUUGAUUCAUUAGUACCAUAUUAUCCACGAAUUGAGGUUCUUCCAGACUCUGAGGAUAUUAACUACAAUAUAGAUGAAUUAGAUUUAUUUUUGUAAUAAUAAUAAUAAUAAUAAUAAUAUAAUAAAGGUCUAACAUUUUUCAAAGUAUACAAUUAAUUUG
Scheffersomyces coipomensis is the source of this 3400-nucleotide messenger RNA. Its product is annotated as mRNA-binding U2 snRNP complex subunit. The coding region runs from base 82 to 3336 and encodes 1084 amino acids. Gene Ontology annotation, cellular component: U2 snRNP; catalytic step 2 spliceosome; U2-type prespliceosome. The record is from RefSeq and is a predicted model, not a curated record. The transcript has a single exon. Gene Ontology annotation, molecular function: mRNA binding. Lineage: Eukaryota; Fungi; Ascomycota; Pichiomycetes; Serinales; Debaryomycetaceae. Gene Ontology annotation, biological process: spliceosomal complex assembly.